This is a messenger RNA of Pyricularia pennisetigena, 306 nucleotides long. RefSeq lists its product as uncharacterized. The transcript has a single exon. NCBI's taxonomy places the organism in Eukaryota, Fungi, Ascomycota, Sordariomycetes, Magnaporthales, Pyriculariaceae. The record is from RefSeq and is a predicted model, not a curated record. Bases 1 to 306 code for a protein of 101 amino acids.
AUGACUAACGGCGCACCCCACGCGGCAACAGAGCCGCUGCUCAACAGCAAGCAACGAAGCGGCUUGGCCUCAGUCCACCACUCACUCAAGAACGCGCAAGCUCAAGUUUCGCUGCUCCUCGACCAAGUCGCCGAUAUCGCAAUCAAGAAUAUGCUGACCGAGUUGGCUGAUGAUGUAGACGUGGUGAUUAAGAGUGUGGACGACAUUGGUGCCAGCGCUGCUCACCCUGACAAACGGGUCAGGAUUUAUGAUCCAAGGGAUCCCGAGUUUCAAGCGACCCAGGCGAAGCUCAGUCGACAAGAGUAA